Molecule: messenger RNA, 1398 nt
Organism: Mitosporidium daphniae
Lineage: Eukaryota; Fungi; Microsporidia
Exons: 2
Coding region: 1-1398 (465 amino acids)
Source: RefSeq, a predicted model, not a curated record
AUGCAACUUUUGUUAUUCAUUAUCAUUUUGACUUUUGUCACCCAAUGCCAUUAUUCACAUUCUUCUAAGAAUCAGAACAAGAAUGAAGAUGAGAUUUAUAAUUCAGAUUUUUCAAAAGACUAUCGUAAGUCUAACGACGAUUCAGGCUUUUCAUCUAAUUCUCAUAAAACAAAUGUUAAAGAUCCAAACUUCAUCACCAGAUCUGUGGGAUCUCAUUCUAAGCCCUGGAUGAAUUAUUUUCAGCAAUAUUUGAGCUUUACUUCGUAUAUUAAGCACAAGGUAAGCAUGUUUAUUUCGGGUAUCUCCAGUUGGUUUCUAAGCGUUCUGAGCAUAUGCACGUAUUUGCCAAAGCCCAUUUCUAUUCUGAUUCGAAUUUUCUUUGAUUUGCUAGAGUUUCAUUCCUUUGUCUUUUUUCAUCGCGAGUUUAUAAAUCCGCCCAUAGAAAUGGUUUAUAAAGUGUUAUCGUUAGAUAUAUUCUCGCCAGAAGACAAUGGAGUAAAAUCCUCUUCUUCAGAAAAUGAUACUCCGUUUGUCAGUUUACUUAAAGAAAUAGAUCUCGAGCUUUCCAGCCAUGAAGUUUUUCCUUCUUUUAUAUUUGCAAUAUUCUCUAUAACUAAUUCAAAGAUCAACAGCUAUUUAGCUAAAGUAGUACCAUUUAUUACAGGCCUUUUUUCCGUCUCAAUUUUUUUAGCAGAAUAUAUUUUUAUGUUUUUCUUAUUUCGCUUCAAAUAUCAUCUGAUUAGAUAUUUUGAGGAUGCUUUUUUGAAAAGGUGCGGUUCAUUUUUGAGUACUUAUAUCUUUAUGAUAAACUGUAUCAAAGUAUUCACAAUGAAAUUUGUGCAUCUCCUUGUUCUUCCGUAUUUCAAUUUCUUGGAAAAGUUUUGUACUUAUUUUUACUCGUUGCUUUCUGUCUUAAUCAAACCGAUUUUCAACUUUCUGUUAUCUAAGUUUCCUUUUCUCGGUCCUUUUAUAAAUUUUUUAAUAUAUUUAUCGUCCCGUAUAACUGAGGGCUUUCGUUUUAUCGCUGCCAAUAUUAAGAUUGCUUUGGAUUACAGCAAUUCCUUCAUGGUGAACGCUCUAGAACUAUCUGGAAACCUUUUUGACACUUUUUUGGAUUACAAACAUGCCGUUGUAGAGAUAUCUGAAGACCUAGUCUCAACUAUCUCAAAUAGCACUGAAAACUAUCUGGCCCCACCACCGCCUCCCAUAGCGACACAAAUCGAACUUGACAAAGAGUGCCAAAAAAGACUUGGUGGUGGAAACGGUGGAACGCGAAAAAAAAAGGUUGAGGUUGUAAAACUCUUUGAACUAGAUGAAAAGUCGACAGAUAUAGAUACAGCUAAACUUACACCUACAGAUACACCUAUACCUAUACCUACAGCUGCAGCUGCAGCUUAA